CCGUCGUCAAUCCGUGCGUGCUCCAGCGAACGGCAAACGCCGGCUUGUCUAUUGUGGUGCAGCAUUAAUUCAAGCCAUGGAGGCUCUAUAAUUUCCUCGUGCUCUGACUCUCCCCUGCUCCGGUGCCUCUGGGAAUCGCAAUUUGAAGCCCCACCUAACUUUCCUGGUGGACGCUUCCCUAUAUCAUAAUCCCCCACUUUCCAUCACUUCCCCGGGGAGAGCAAGGAAAUGGAUAACUCCACUCAAGAAUCCCGCCUCAGAUCCGAACACUCCAUAACCUAUGAUUCCCCUUAUCCUAUCUACGCCAUGGCCUUCUCUUCCACCCCUUCUCUUGCUUCUCCGCACCAACGAAUCGCAGUAGGUAGCUUCCUUGAAGAUUACAAUAACCGCGUCGAUAUUAUCUCCUUCAACGCUGAUUCUCCUUCCCUUCGCCACCAGCCUUCCCUCUCUUUCGACCAUCCCUACCCGCCUACUAAACUUAUGUUCCACCCGAACGCCCACUCUUCUCUUCGAAAGUCCUCCUCCGACCUCCUCGCCACGUCCGGUGACUAUCUUCGCCUCUGGGAGGUUCGGGAAAAUUCCGUCGACACAAUUUCACUCCUCAACAAUAGCAAGACCAGCGAGUUCUGCGCCCCUUUGACCUCCUUCGAUUGGAACGAUAUCGAACCCAAGAGAAUCGGGACUUCCAGCAUCGACACGACUUGUACGAUUUGGGAUAUCGAAAAGGGCGUUGUCGAAACGCAGCUAAUUGCUCACGAUAAGGAGGUUUACGAUAUUGCUUGGGGCGAGGCUAGAGUGUUUGCGUCUGUUUCGGCCGAUGGUUCUGUUAGAAUCUUCGAUCUAAGGGACAAGGAGCACUCCACGAUCAUAUACGAGAGCCCGCAGCCAGAUACGCCUCUGCUCAGGCUGGCUUGGAAUAAGCAGGACCUGAGGUACAUGGCCACGAUACUGAUGGAUAGCAAUAAGAUUGUGAUAUUGGAUAUUAGAUCACCGACCAUGCCGGUGGCGGAGUUGGAGAGGCAUCGUGCUUGUGUGAAUGCCAUUGCCUGGGCUCCCCAGAGUGGCAGGCAUAUCUGUUCGGCGGGGGAUGAUUCGCAGGCCCUUAUUUGGGAAUUGCCUACUGUGGCUGGACCUAAUGGAAUUGAUCCCAUGUCUAUGUAUUCUGCUGGCUCUGAAAUUAAUCAACUGCAAUGGUCUGCUGCUCAGCCUGACUGGAUUGCUAUUGCUUUUGCGAACAAGAUGCAGCUUUUGAAGGUUUGAGUUUAUUGUUUCCUUUUGCAGCAGAUAUCCUCAUGAUGAGUUGGAAGAUAUGACUUGCUUGCAUGACACAGGGCUUCCCACUGUUUCACUCAAAGAUUGGAGCCUGCUUUAUAGAAAUUGAUCCUGACUAGAACGAUGGCAUUUUUGUGUAUUAAGAUAUGGUUAUUGGGCUCGUAAUAGGAUUCUGGGCUAUUGAAUUUUUCUUAGAUUCUGUUACAGCAUAGAGCAGCUGUGUUGUUCCCUUGCUUCCAAUUUCGUUAUCUAUCUUCCUGCUUCUUCGACAUUAAAAAAUGCUUGAGGUAAUACAAGCAAUGCAACUUAGUGGAA
This is a messenger RNA of Prosopis cineraria, 1587 nucleotides long. Its product is annotated as protein TRANSPARENT TESTA GLABRA 1. The transcript has 2 exons. The record is from RefSeq and is a predicted model, not a curated record. Lineage: Eukaryota; Viridiplantae; Streptophyta; Magnoliopsida; Fabales; Fabaceae. The coding region runs from base 229 to 1260 and encodes 343 amino acids. Gene Ontology annotation, molecular function: protein binding. Gene Ontology annotation, cellular component: nucleus.